Procambarus clarkii (red swamp crayfish) is the source of this 561-nucleotide messenger RNA. RefSeq names its product prisilkin-39-like. Lineage: Eukaryota; Metazoa; Arthropoda; Malacostraca; Decapoda; Cambaridae. The record is from RefSeq and is a predicted model, not a curated record.
AUGCACCCAUCCCACUGGCACUCGCAAAACCAACUAACAGGAAAAAUCUCCAGCGUACCUAGAACAGAGCCCAGUUCUGGGUACUCGGCACCCACUGGCAGGACUUCCUACGCUGGGUAUUCGGCACCCACUGGCAGGACUUCCUACGCUGGGUACUCGGCACCCACUGGCAAGACUUCCUACGCUGGGUACUCGGCUCCCACUGGUAGGACUUCCUACGCUGGGUACUCGGCUCCCACUGGCAGGACUUCCUACGCUGGGUACUCGGCACCCACUGGCAGGACUUCCUACGCUGGGUACUCGGCACCCACUGGCAGGACUUCCUACGCUGGGUACUCGGCACCCACUGGCAGGACUUCCUACGCUGGGUACUCGGCACCCACUGGCAGGACUUCCUACGCUGGGUAUUCGGCACCCACUGGCAGGACUUCCUACGCUGGGUAUUCGGCACCCACUGGCAGGACUUCCUACGCUGGGUACUCGGCACCCACUGGCAGGACUUCCUACGCUGGGUAUUCACUAGUGAAACCCUUCAUGGGUGGCCGAAGGCUCCGGCACUGA